This is a messenger RNA of Colletotrichum chrysophilum, 969 nucleotides long. RefSeq lists its product as uncharacterized. The record is from RefSeq and is a predicted model, not a curated record. The coding region runs from base 1 to 969 and encodes 322 amino acids. The transcript is spliced from 5 exons. Gene Ontology annotation, biological process: transmembrane transport; fumarate transport; succinate transport. NCBI's taxonomy places the organism in Eukaryota, Fungi, Ascomycota, Sordariomycetes, Glomerellales, Glomerellaceae.
AUGGCCUCCAAGGUCAAGCAAGAUGGCAAGACGACGUCGGCUGCCACGAACCUCAUUGCUGGCGGUGGUGCCGGCAUGAUGGAGGCGUUGGUCUGCCACCCACUCGACACGAUCAAGGUCCGAAUGCAGCUGUCGCGGCGCGCAAGGCAGCCCGGAGCGCCCAAGCGCGGCUUCAUCCGCACCGGAGUCGAGAUCGUUAAGAAGGAGACGCCUCUUGGUCUGUACAAGGGUCUCGGCGCCGUGUUGACGGGCAUCGUGCCCAAGAUGGCCAUCCGGUUCACGAGUUUCGAGGGAUAUAAGCAGAUGCUGGCGGACAAGAAGACGGGGAUUGUCAGCGGACAGGCGACUUUCCUAGCUGGCCUCGCCGCGGGUGUGACUGAAGCCGUCGCCGUCGUGACGCCAAUGGAGGUCAUCAAGAUCCGUCUGCAGGCGCAGCACCACUCCAUGGCGGACCCCCUCGACAUCCCAAAGUACCGCAACGCGGCGCACGCGCUCUACACCGUCGUCAAGGAGGAGGGUUUCGGCGCGCUGUACCGGGGCGUGUCGCUGACGGCGCUGCGGCAGGGUAGCAACCAGGCCGUCAACUUCACGGCCUACUCGUACUUCAAGGAGGCGCUCAAGGACUACCAGCCGCAAUACGCCGGGGGAAACCUGCCGAGCUGGCAGACGACGGUGAUUGGGCUCGUCAGCGGUGCCAUGGGCCCGUUGAGCAAUGCGCCGAUCGACACCAUCAAGACGAGGUUGCAAAAGACGCCUGCCGAGUUCGGCACAAGCGCGUGGAGUCGCAUUGCCAAGAUCUCGAGUGAUAUGUUCAAACAAGAAGGCAUGCACGCCUUUUACAAGGGUAUCACGCCUCGCAUCAUGCGUGUUGCGCCGGGACAGGCGGUGACGUUUACCGUCUACGAGUACCUCAAGGAAAAGCUGGAGAGAAGCAACGUGUCCUUCACUGGAGGCAAAUACGAAGAGUAG